AGCACAGCAAGUGAACUGAACCAGCUGAUAUCAACCCAAAAGGAGAAAAUCCAAAACCUGACUGACCUUAUCAACAAACUCAGUUCAGACAAUGACAACCUGACUUUGGUUUCUAUGGCCUUAAAAAACAACAGCACCAUGCUGACUGCAGAGAACCACAACCUGACGUCUCUUAAUGAGGAGCUGAAGGAACAAAGGAAAAACCUCACAGAAAUAAUAGAAACCUGGAAUGAGCUCAAUGUCAGCCGAGCUCAGUGGAGCAUUGAUCAAUACUGUCCUAAAAACAAUAAUGUGAGAAGUUGCAAAAAUUGCCAGGAUGGAUGGAAUUACCAACUUUCCAGCUGUUAUGUUUAUAUUAAUGCUCCACCUUCUGGUCAAACAAACUGGGAAGGUGCACAAGAAAUCUGCAAAACAAAGAAUUCAGAUCUGACUGUUGUGUACGACACGACAGAAAAGGAUUACGUCAAAACACAAAGUCCUGUUAGAGGAGACAUUAAUGGAUACUGGAUUGGUCUCAGAGCUGUAGGAGGGAAAUGGAAAUGGCUCGAUGGAAGUGAUCUGACCAAUCAAGCCUGGAUACAGCAGCAACCUGUUGAUGGUCAAUGUGUAACUUCUCUCAAGACCCGAGAAUGGACAUCAGUGAACUGUACUGAAAGAAACGCCUGGAUCUGUGAGAAGAAGGCUUUAACUGUUUAAACAUGAAAUGUUCAGGUUUUUGACAGGCUGUU
This is a messenger RNA of Poecilia reticulata (guppy), 728 nucleotides long. NCBI's taxonomy places the organism in Eukaryota, Metazoa, Chordata, Actinopteri, Cyprinodontiformes, Poeciliidae. The record is from RefSeq and is a predicted model, not a curated record.